Molecule: messenger RNA, 916 nt
Organism: Perkinsus marinus ATCC 50983
Lineage: Eukaryota; Perkinsozoa; Perkinsida; Perkinsidae
Exons: 1
Source: RefSeq, a predicted model, not a curated record
AUGUAUGUUGGAUGGGCGGCAUCUCUAGGCAUAUCAGUUGUAGCUCAAGCUCCAUAUGCAGCAUUCCGCCGCAGCUAUCUUGAGCGCCAACAUCUGGAGUUCUGGGCUCUCAUCAGAGCCAUACGUGAGGAUGAGCAGGCUCGAGGCGUCACUCUUUCCCCGUGGUAUGCCCUUGUUCCCCAGGUGGCCUCAACACUGAACUCUACACCGGUAGCGGGCGACAUCACCCCCAACGACUUGAUUUUUGCAGCAGCACCCAAGCCACCACCAUCGAACUCUCCAAGACCGCCUAAUCCUCCCAAUCUCGACGCCUUCAUCAAUAGGCAUGGAAAUGCGUUGGAUUACGAUGAUGCCAAGUACAAAAGCUACGUCGAGGCUAAGCGUAGGAGUUUCCAGGAUAUGCUCAAAACCUUUCAUGAGCAUACAUUGAGUCGCUUGCGGAAGACAGCCUUCAAGAUGGCUGAGAAGAGUAGACGUCCCCGAGCUUCAAACUUAGCUCCCUACAAGAAGGGUGACUUGCUCUGGGUUGCGGCCAACAGCAUUAAUAAGCUCAAGCCCCGAUGGACUGGUCCUUUCAAGUGUAUGGGAGGUGAAGAAGUGACGGGCUCGGCACAAUUGGUAGAGAUAUCUUCUUUGAGUGACCAACCCCGAGGACAAGUGCAUAUUUCUAAUGUCAAGUUGGCAGUUCUCAGUGACGAGCAGUUAGACGUCUAUUGUGGACGAGAUAAGAGCCAGCCGACGACUACCUCUGCCGUCUUCCCAGUCUCGGGAGACAUACCGACUGUCAAGUCAGAGCAGUUUCCUGCAAUGCGACACUUCAUGAUCGAGGGUGGCGACAAGGAAGGGCAGCUCUUGGUUGCAAGGUCGGUCGUCCCCAUCAAGGAUUCUACUGGUCUAUGGCUACAGUGCGAUCAAU